GAGUUUUGCUGUUUUGCCCAGGCUGGAGUGGAGUGGCGCGAUCCUCGCUCACUGCAACCUCCGCCUUCCGGUUUCAAGCGAUUCUCCGGCCUCAGCCUUCCGAGUAGCUGGGAUUACAGGCACCCGCCACCACCCCUGGCUAAUUUUUGUAUUUUUAGUAAAGACGGGGUUUCACCAUGUUGGCCAGGUUGGUCUCUAUCUCUUAACCUGAGGUGAUCCAUGCACCUCAGCCUCCCAAAAUGUUGGGAUUACAGGCGUGAGCCACCGCGCCCAACCAGAGUAUUCAUUCUUACCUAAGACAUUCUACAGGGCUGAUGGGGUAAGCUUCCGGUUUGAGAUGGAGACUGAAGGGACCAUGAUUGUGUAACCACAUCCCAAAUUGGGAGGAGAGAAAUGUCAUGAAUUCCUAGAACUGACGGGAUUUCAGGAAACCUCAAGAGUGACAGCAUCGGAAAAUGCAAGAGGUUUAAAAAAAAAAAAAUUGAAGUUUUGGACAAAUAAAUGUGAGUUGUAUCUUAUACAAUCAACAAGUAACUGGUUUGGGAAACUCAAUAUCCCUAAAUAAGGGAGCAGACCACCCCUCAUAUUGUCUUAUGCCCAAUUUCUGCCUCAAAGAAAAUGCAGGAGUUAAAAGAAAGACAGAAGUGAAAUCAGUAGUCAGACAGCCCCGCGCUGCAUUCCAGGCCUGGUAAUUAAAGAUCGACCCCUGACCUAACCGGUUAUAUUAUCUAUAGAUUCCAGACAUUGUAUGGAAAAGCAUUGUGAAAAUCCCUAUCCUGUUCUGUUCCGUUCUGAUUACCGGUGCACCGGUAAUCAGUCACGUACCCCCUGCUUGCUCAAUCAAUCACGACCCUCUCACGCGGACCCCCUUAGAGUUGUAAGCUCUUAAAAGGGACAGGAAUUGCUCACUCGGGGAGCUCCGUUUUUGAGAAGUGAGUCAGCUGACGCUCCCGGCCGAAUAAAGCUCCUUCCUUCUUUAACCCGGUGUCUGAGGAGUUUUGUCUGCGGCUCGUCCUGCUAGAUAAUAAUAGUAAAGGCUGAACAUUUCUCAUGCUUACCCUGCCUUCAUACUUAAUAAGGUUGUUGAAAAAAAUGAGAGAAUGCAUUUUAAAUGCUCCGUACAGUACUAGUACACAAUAAGUGCUCAAUACAUGCUAGCUGUUAUUAUUAAAACAUUAAUUAAUAACAGUAGUAACAACAGCCACUGACUUUAAGACACGUUGAUCAGUGUUGCGGAAACCGUAUAUCCGAAGUUGCUCUUCGGCCGCGUUUCACUGCCCAUUGCAUUCUGGGGCUUGUAGUCCGGAAGUGAGAGGCUGAUUUCUCAGCGCGCAGGCGCAGUGGCGCGGAUCCCCGGAAGAACCCGCAGCAGCUCCCAGGAUGAGCUGGUUGCAGUGGCUGCUGCUGCUGCGGGGGCGCUGAGAGGACACGAGCUCUAUGCCUUUCCGGCUGCUCAUCCCGCUUGGCCUCCUGUGCGCGCUGCUGCCUCUGCACCAUGGUGCGCCAGGUCCCGACGGCUCCGCGCCAGAUCCCGCCCACUACAGGGAGCGAGUCAAGGCCAUGUUCUACCACGCCUACGACAGCUACCUGGAGAAUGCCUUUCCCUUCGAUGAGCUGCGACCUCUCACCUGUGACGGGCACGACACCUGGGGCAGUUUUUCUCUGACUCUAAUUGAUGCACUGGACACCUUGCUGAUUUUGGGGAAUGUCUCAGAAUUCCAAAGAGUGGUUGAAGUGCUCCAGGACAGCGUGGACUUUGAUAUUGAUGUGAACGCCUCUGUGUUUGAAACAAACAUUCGAGUGGUAGGAGGACUCCUGUCUGCUCAUCUGCUCUCCAAGAAGGCUGGGGUGGAAGUAGAGGCUGGAUGGCCCUGUUCCGGGCCUCUCCUGAGAAUGGCUGAGGAGGCGGCCCGAAAACUCCUCCCAGCCUUUCAGACCCCCACUGGCAUGCCAUAUGGAACAGUGAACUUACUUCAUGGCGUGAACCCAGGAGAGACCCCUGUCACCUGUACGGCAGGGAUUGGGACCUUCAUUGUUGAAUUUGCCACCCUGAGCAGCCUCACUGGUGACCCGGUGUUUGAAGAUGUGGCCAGAGUGGCUUUGAUGCGCCUCUGGGAGAGCCGGUCAGAUAUCGGGCUGGUCGGCAACCACAUUGAUGUGCUCACUGGCAAGUGGGUGGCCCAGGACGCAGGCAUCGGGGCUGGCGUGGACUCCUACUUUGAGUACUUGGUGAAAGGAGCCAUCCUGCUUCAGGAUAAGAAGCUCAUGGCCAUGUUCCUAGAGUAUAACAAAGCCAUCCGGAACUACACCCGCUUCGAUGACUGGUACCUGUGGGUUCAGAUGUACAAGGGGACUGUGUCCAUGCCAGUCUUCCAGUCCUUGGAGGCCUACUGGCCUGGUCUUCAGAGCCUCAUUGGAGACAUUGACAAUGCCAUGCGGACCUUCCUCAACUACUACACUGUAUGGAAGCAGUUUGGGGGGCUCCCGGAAUUCUACAACAUUCCUCAGGGAUACACAGUGGAGAAGCGAGAGGGCUACCCACUUCGGCCAGAACUUAUUGAAAGCGCAAUGUACCUCUACCGUGCCACGGGGGAUCCCACCCUCCUAGAACUCGGAAGAGAUGCUGUGGAAUCCAUUGAAAAAAUCAGCAAGGUGGAGUGCGGAUUUGCAACAAUCAAAGAUCUGCGAGACCACAAGCUGGACAACCGCAUGGAGUCGUUCUUCCUGGCCGAGACUGUGAAAUACCUCUACCUCCUGUUUGACCCAACCAACUUCAUCCACAACAAUGGGUCCACCUUCGACGCGGUGAUCACCCCCUAUGGGGAGUGUAUCCUGGGGGCUGGGGGGUACAUCUUCAACACAGAAGCUCACCCCAUUGACCCUGCCGCCCUGCACUGCUGCCAGAGGCUGAAGGAAGAGCAGUGGGAGGUGGAGGACUUGAUGAGGGAAUUCUACUCUCUCAAACGGAGCAGGUCGAAAUUUCAGAAAAAGACUGUUAGUUCGGGGCCAUGGGAACCUCCAGCAAGGCCAGGAACACUCUUCUCACCGGAAAACCAUGACCAGGCAAGGGAGAGGAAGCCUGCCAAACAGAAGGUCCCACUUCUCAGCUGCCCCAGUCAGCCCUUCACCUCCAAGUUGGCAUUACUGGGACAGGUUUUCCUAGACUCCUCAUAACCACUGGAUAAUUUUUUUAUUUUUAUUUUUUUGAGGCUAAACUAUAAUAAAUUACUUUUGGCUAUCA
This is a messenger RNA of Pan troglodytes (chimpanzee), 3241 nucleotides long. It is a transcript of the gene EDEM2, whose product is annotated as ER degradation enhancing alpha-mannosidase like protein 2. Gene Ontology annotation, biological process: carbohydrate metabolic process; endoplasmic reticulum mannose trimming; mannose trimming involved in glycoprotein ERAD pathway. Lineage: Eukaryota; Metazoa; Chordata; Mammalia; Primates; Hominidae. Gene Ontology annotation, molecular function: calcium ion binding; mannosyl-oligosaccharide 1,2-alpha-mannosidase activity. The record is from RefSeq and is a predicted model, not a curated record. The coding region runs from base 1438 to 3174 and encodes 578 amino acids. Gene Ontology annotation, cellular component: membrane; endoplasmic reticulum. The transcript has 11 exons.